Molecule: messenger RNA, 2281 nt
Organism: Entelurus aequoreus (snake pipefish)
Lineage: Eukaryota; Metazoa; Chordata; Actinopteri; Syngnathiformes; Syngnathidae
Product: oxidized low-density lipoprotein receptor 1
Exons: 8
Coding region: 203-1177 (324 amino acids)
Source: RefSeq, a predicted model, not a curated record
AUGAGCCACCCCCCAGAAGCAUCCAAUCGAGCGUCCACACUUGCCUGCUUUGCAUCAUAUCCUCAAAAAGAAGAACAUAGGGUUUGAAGUGAUUGUCGUGUGUUUCUAAAUUUUAGUUUCAUUUGUGACCAGAAAGUGAGAGCUCGAGCCGCAGUGGUCUGACUUUGGGUCUGGCUGUGAUGAAGUGGAAUAUUUGUUGAAGAUGGCAGAAGAAGAGCUGAAUUAUGUGACAGUCAAGUUCAAGUCUCACAACAGGCCCAGUGAUGCAGUUAUCUAUGAAGACGUGAGGGGCAGCUUGGAGACGUGGGGACCACAUCUCAACGUACAAGAGAAGCACAGCGACUUUGAGAAGAUCUACGACGACGUGUGGACAAAGGAGAAGGCGUCCGGUUCACGUCACAACUGUCAUGGUACUUUGGAGAAGACCAACUCAAACAAUUUGGGGAAGGUUUCCCUUCACACGUCCAUCAAGAUGGCAUCAGCAGGCCUGGGCAUCAUCUGCGUCAUCCUCAUGUCCGUCAUCAUCACCCUCGCCCUCCACAUAAACGACGUCGUGGCAGAGCGGCGGCGAGAGAACGCCAACCUGACCGAUGAGAACCAGCAGCUGUUGGCCCAGGUCUCCCAGCUGCGGGGGCGAGUGCAGGAGCUGGCCAGAGAGCGUGACAGCCUCAACUGGACCAUGGGAGUCAUCUUAAAGUAUGACAGUUUCCCAGUGAAAAAACACUGCUCGGAAAAAGUUUUAACGUUGUGUGAGCCCUGCAUACAAGGAUGGCUGCUGUUCCGCUCCAAGUGUUACCACUUCCUCAACACACCAUAUUACCAAGGUUGGAAAACUUGGAAGGGAAGUGUUGAAGCCUGCAGGGAAAUGGAUGCAGACCUGUUGGGGAUUGACUCCCAGGAAGAACAGGAGUUCGUCACAAAUCACACAAAGUUUUACAACGACAACAGGCACGGUUACUGGAUGGGCCUAAGGAAGGACGACAACACGGACCAAUGGGUGUGGCGCAAUGGAGGAAACCUCACGAUGACGUUCUGGAGAACGCAAUACUACAGCAGAACCAAUUGUGCGUUGAUUCUGCCGUCCGAUUCGCUGGCUAACUGGAGCAAAGAGAGCUGCGAGAUGAAGAACCGUUACGUUUGCCAAACGAGCGCCUUGUUCAAACCAGAUUUGGAAUAAAUACAUCUUGGAAGGCAGUAGGCGAUUAGCCCGCAAGUAGUUUACUAGAAUACCAAAGUAUCUAAUUGUAGCUCGGUCUCCACUGUGUGACGUCGUGGAUAAAAUCUAAAACCCCUACAAAUAUUCAAACUGACAACCUAGUUGCAUAUUUAUUAUUAUAAAGGUGUUAAACUGCAUCAAAUGAGUUGAAUUCUCUUCUGGUCAGUUCAAAAGGUUGUUGCACAACAUGGAAAAUAAAUGAAGGUGUGUUGCAACAGCUGUGCACGUCGUCAUCAACGAUCGACAUUUAACCUUUUAUAUCCCAAUUGUAAUUCAGCCCAAGAUGUAGUGUUUCGUAGCAAUUCAUCAUUUCCAUUAACAGCGUUAGUAAAACGAAAGAAUCUUGCGUUUUUCAGGGAUUCUUGCAGUUUCCUACUUCCUCUAUUUCAUGGUUGUGUACUGUGUAGACGUACUUUCCGAGAAGUUGGAAGUUGUGUAAUCCUUGAUAUGUAGUCAGUUGUGCAAUCUUUUUUUUCCAGCAGCAGGGGGGCCGUGCCUUAGUUAAAUCAAUUUUAGAUGGAAAAUACUUUUUUUUUUACUUACAGUAAUUUAUUUGUGGUGGCCCGCCACAAAUACAUUUGGCACUGCUGUUUGCCUUUGCUUGUAACUUAGCGAUGAGUAAGCUCAAAGUAGUGUGACUUCAAUUUUGUGCUUCAAUAACUUUUUCACAAAAAUUCUCAGCUUUUUUUUUUACACUGAAUUUAUGUAACUGAAUUUUUUGCGUUUCAAUUUUGUGAACUGCCUGCGACUCCAAGAGGGACAAGCGGUAGAAAAUGGAUGGAUGUAUUGUGAACUGAAUUUCUUUUACAUGAAAUUAUGCUGACAAUUUCAUUGAAAAAAAAUCCAGUGUGUAAAAAAAUUCAGUGUAUAAAAACUUUGUGUGUAAAAAUUUAGUGUAAAACAAUUCAGACAAGCGGUAGAAAAUGGAUGGAUGGAUGGCAAUUCAGUGUAUUACAACUCAGCUUAUAAAAGUUCAGUGCUGAAAAAUGUACUGCUUUAAGAAGCAAGACUUCUGAUAAAUUAAGUCAAUCCUGUCUCAGAAGCAGCCAAUGAUGUGUCAGGUUU